Messenger RNA from Cucumis melo (muskmelon), 2151 nucleotides. Its product is annotated as phragmoplastin DRP1E-like. Bases 81 to 1925 code for a protein of 614 amino acids. Gene Ontology annotation, cellular component: membrane; cytoplasm; microtubule. The record is from RefSeq and is a predicted model, not a curated record. The transcript is spliced from 15 exons. NCBI's taxonomy places the organism in Eukaryota, Viridiplantae, Streptophyta, Magnoliopsida, Cucurbitales, Cucurbitaceae. Gene Ontology annotation, molecular function: microtubule binding; GTPase activity; GTP binding.
UUUCCCUCAUUUUCUCUCAUGCUGCCAUUUCAACUUCUUCUUCUUCUACUUCUCUAGUACAUAACGCUCAAUUUGGCGCAAUGGCUGCCAUGGAGUCCUUGAUCGCCCUUGUUAACCGUAUUCAGAGAGCUUGUACUGUUCUUGGUGAUUACGGCGGUGAGUACUCUGCUUUGCCUACUAUUUGGGAGACUCUUCCGUCUGUUGUUGUCGUCGGCGGUCAGAGCUCUGGAAAAUCAUCGGUGUUGGAGAGCAUUGUUGGUCGUGAUUUUCUUCCCAGGGGAUCAGGAAUUGUUACGCGGAGGCCUCUAGUUUUGCAGCUCCAGAAGGUUGAACCAGGAAGAGAGGAGUAUGCAGAAUUUCUUCAUCUGCCUAAGAAAAAAUUUACUGAUUUCUCGUUGGUUAGGAAGGAAAUAGAAGAUGAAACUGAUAGCUUGACUGGGAGGUUAAAACAAAUUUCUCCUGUUCCAAUUCAUCUCAGUAUCUACUCUCCAAAUGUGGUCAAUUUGACACUCAUAGAUUUGCCUGGUUUAACAAAGGUUGCUGUAGAAGGACAGCCUGACAGCAUCGUUCAAGAUAUUGAAUCAAUGGUCCGGACUUAUAUCGAGCAGCAAAACUGCAUAAUUUUGGCCAUAACUCCGGCUAAUCAAGAUAUUGCAACAUCUGAUGCUAUUAAGCUUUCUCGAGAGGUUGAUUCCACAGGUGAAAGGACAUUUGGGGUAUUGACAAAGCUUGAUUUGAUGGAUAAUGGAACAAAUGCUUUGGAGGUUCUUGAUGGAAGGUCCUAUCGGCUUCAACACCCUUGGGUUGGAGUUGUCAACCGUUCUCAAGCUGAUAUCAAUAAGAAUAUUGAUAUGAUUACCGCUCGACGAAGGGAACGUGAAUUCUUUGCUUCUAGUGUUGACUACAAACACUUGGCUGGUACAAUGGGGUCAGAGUAUCUGGCGAAACUCCUGUCAAAGCACCUAGAGUCUCAGAUAAAGACAUGUAUGCCUGGCAUUGCAUCGUUAAUUAACAAAAGCAUUGAUGAAAUUGAAGCAGAGCUUGAUCAACUUGGGAAGCCUGUUUCUGUGGACUCUGGGGCUCAAUUGUAUACCAUCCUAGAGCUUUGCCGUGCAUUUGACCUGGUGUUCAAGGAGCAUCUCCAUGGGGGACGACCUGGUGGUGACCGGAUAUAUAGUGUUUUUGAUAAUCAGCUUCCUCAUGCUUUGAGAAAGCUUCCUUUUGAUCGGUAUCUCUCACUGCAAAAUGUGAGAAAAGUAAUAUCGGAGGCCGAUGGAUACCAACCCCAUCUGAUUGCACCUGAGCAUGGGUAUCGGCGCCUUAUUGAAGGAGCAGUUAAUUAUUUUAGACGUCCGGCUGAAGCUUCAGUUGAUGCUGUUCAUUUCAUUUUGAAGGAACUCGUUAGAAGAUCAAUGGCAGAAACUCAGGAGCUGAAGCGCUUUCCCACUCUCCAAGCUGAAGUUUCAAGAGCUGCAAACGAAGCGUUAGAGAGAUUUCGAGAAGAUAGCAAAAAGACAACCUUGCGUUUGGUUGACAUGGAAUCCUCCUACCUAACAGUAGACUUCUUUCGAAAGCUCCAACAGGAAGAUGAAAAGGGAGGAACCCCACCAUCUACAGCUACCACAGACCGGUACACUGAGGCGCAUUUUCACCGGAUAGCAUUAAAUAUUUCUUCAUAUAUCAGGAUGGUGUCUGAGACUCUGAGGAACACCAUUCCAAAGUCUGUUGUUCAUUGUCAAGUUAGGGAAGCAAAGCGAUCUAUAUUAGAUUACUUUUAUGUGCAAUUGGGACAAAUGGAGGGCAAUCAACUUGCAGCUCUUCUGGGUGAAGAUCCUGAAUUGAUUGAAAGGAGAAAGCAAUGUGUCAAAAGGCUUGAACUACAUAAAUCAGCAAGGAAUGAGAUUGACUCAGUCUCAUGGUUCUGAAAACACAAUGGUAUGGAUUUUAUGGUAAACUUUUGCUCCCUUAGUUUGCUAUUAUAUGAGUAUAAAGCUCUUAAUCUAAGUUUUCCCCCAUUGAUCUUGAUUUUUCUUAGAUUAGGUCCCUUUUUCUGGCAAGGCUCUGAUUUUUGCAUUGUCCUUCCUUUUUUCCCCAAGCCUUUUUUGUUUCCCUUAACUUUUGAUUAAUAUCAAUUCAAGUAAUUCAUCAAUU